AUGCUCUAAAUCAGAGAAGGAUUCAAAAAAGUUGAAAUAAACUCUUAAGUUAAAACUCAAAUGUAAAGAAAGUUUUCGUUAGCCCAAAGAAACAUAAAUCACUUAAAUAGAAACUACAUAUAUGUCUGUCUUUAAGUGACAGACAUUAUUGGAGAGAUGUUAGAAGAGGAUCUACAUAAUUAACUGAUGCGAUAUGAAACAUUUUUAGCACAAAAGGCAAAAUCAAAAAGGAAAUUAUAAUUGUUGCAAGAUUAAAAUAGAGAAGAGUAAAUGAGUAGAAAUACUGGAUUAAAUAAAGAAGUUGAAGAGAAUCUAAAAUUAUUGUAUUUAUUCACUAAGGAGACAUUUCAUAUCGUACAAAUGAAGGUCUUGACAUCUUCAAAAAAAAUAUAAAUGUUGAAAAAUCUACAGAGAGUACAAGAGAAUUGA
This is a messenger RNA of Paramecium tetraurelia, 429 nucleotides long. RefSeq lists its product as uncharacterized. NCBI's taxonomy places the organism in Eukaryota, Ciliophora, Oligohymenophorea, Peniculida, Parameciidae. The transcript is spliced from 2 exons. The record is from RefSeq and is a predicted model, not a curated record.